Platichthys flesus (European flounder) is the source of this 5084-nucleotide messenger RNA. RefSeq names its product glycerol-3-phosphate dehydrogenase 2 (mitochondrial) (gene gpd2). The coding region runs from base 867 to 2942 and encodes 691 amino acids. Lineage: Eukaryota; Metazoa; Chordata; Actinopteri; Pleuronectiformes; Pleuronectidae. Gene Ontology annotation, biological process: glycerol-3-phosphate metabolic process. The record is from RefSeq and is a predicted model, not a curated record. Gene Ontology annotation, cellular component: glycerol-3-phosphate dehydrogenase (FAD) complex; mitochondrion. Gene Ontology annotation, molecular function: glycerol-3-phosphate dehydrogenase (quinone) activity; calcium ion binding. The transcript has 16 exons.
GCCGCCCUGGAGCUUGUGUGAUCAUUCCACCACAUCUUUGCUUCUUGUAUUUCUCGCAUGAAUUCAGUUUGCAAGAGUUGAGUUGAGGGUUCAUGAAUCCUGGCUGUGCCCUUCCUGAUUCCACGAGGGAGGAGCUGCCUCUCACCACAAGUCCGCUCUAGUUUUUGGAAUGUGUUUGCUUUUGCCCUGAAGGUUUCUGUUCUUUUCUUUAUUUGUAUUAUUCUUUACAGAAUGCCGUGCACGAGGCCACGUGCACUGGGUCCUGAUCUGCUGAGAAACAAUGAAUAACAUCAAACUCAAUGUAUUUUCUCAUCAGGUUUUUAUUUUUCUUCUACUUUCAAGUCCGACGAGUUUGUCUUGAUCAUCAAACUUUGAAUUGGAUGUUGGGGGGGGGGUUGAACAAGCAGUCAAAAGUUGAGUCACUGUGGAUAACACUGUGGCUACCAUAGCUUAGCAUAAAGACCAGAAAAGAUCCAACGUAGCUCUAGCUGAAAGUCACCGGCGUCUCUAAAUGACAUCCUCCGGAACGUGUGUUCUUCUUCAUCAACUCCGGUGAUGAAGAACAACAGGUCAGGUGCUUGUCGAGGGGUUGAAGUCGAGGUCCAACAUUAGAAACCCAGCGUUUGUCUUCUGGUCGAGUCUCCAAACCGAGCCACGGAUCUUCUUCAUUAUAAAUAACCGCCCAGCAGCUGUUCUUCCCUUGACCUCUGACCUCACGCAGGCCUGCUUUUAGAACAGGCCUCUCCACUACAUGCCAGACUCUAUUUGACUGUACAACCUAAUGUGAACUCUGUUUUGUGUCCCGGCGCGAUAAUGUCUUCUCUUGUCCACCGUCGUCCCCUCCACCAAAGCAUGGAUUGACUCGGAUGUCCCACGUGGCGGCGGAGGCCGAGCUGAAGGCGCCCUUCGCCAACGAGCUGCCCUCGCGGCAGGCGCAGCUGGCGGCGCUGCAGACCACCGAGGAGUUUGACGUGCUGGUGAUCGGAGGAGGGGCCACGGGGGCAGGAUGUGCCUUAGACGCUGUCACGCGCAACCUGAAGACCGCCCUGGUGGAGAGGAACGACUUCUCCGCUGGGACGAGCAGCCGCAGCACCAAGCUGAUCCACGGAGGCGUCCGCUACCUCCAGAAGGCCAUCAUGCAGCUGGACUACGAGCAGUACAUGAUGGUGAAAGAGGCCCUUCAUGAGCGAGCCAACCUCCUGGAGAUCGCCCCUCACCUGUCGGCUCCACUACCCAUCAUGCUCCCUGUUUACAAGUGGUGGCAGCUGCCUUACUACUGGGCGGGGAUCAAGAUGUACGACCUGGUGGCCGGGAUCCACUGCCUGAAGAGCAGCUACGUCCUCACCAAGACCAAGGCCCUGGAGCACUUCCCCAUGCUGAAGAAGGACAAGCUGGUGGGAGCCAUCGUCUACUACGACGGGCAGCACAACGACGCCCGGAUGAACCUGGCCAUCGCCCUCAGCGCUGUUCGCUACGGCGGCGCCAUCGCCAACUACACGGAGGUGGUUCACCUGCUGAAGACAAAAGACGAGGAGACGGGCAAGGAGCGGGUGAGCGGCGCCCGCUGCAGGGACGUCAUCACCGGAAAUGAAUUUGACGUGAAGGCGAAGUGUGUGAUCAACGCCACCGGCCCGUUCACCGACUCCGUGAGGAAGAUGGACAACCAGGAGACCAUGAACAUCUGUCAGCCCAGCGCCGGCGUCCACAUCGUCAUCCCCGGCUACUACAGUCCCGACAACAUGGGUCUGCUCGACCCGGCCACAAGCGACGGACGGGUCAUCUUCUUCCUGCCGUGGGAGAAGGUGACCAUCGCCGGCACCACGGACAGCCCCACCAGCGUGACGGCUCACCCGAUCCCGGGGGAGGACGACAUCAACUUCAUCCUGAACGAGGUCCGCAACUACCUCAGCCCGGACGUAGAAGUGCGGCGAGGUGACGUGCUGGCAGCGUGGAGCGGCAUCCGUCCCCUGGUGACCGACCCCAACUCCAAAGACACUCAGUCCAUCUGCAGGAACCACAUCGUCAGCAUCAGUGACAGCGGCCUGGUCACCAUCGCCGGUGGGAAGUGGACAACCUACAGGUCCAUGGCCGAGGAGACUCUGGACGCUGCCAUCAAAUCUCACGGCCUCUCGGCUGAACCCUGCAAGACCGUGGGUCUGAUGCUGGAGGGCGCGAAGGGCUGGACGCCGACGCUCUACAUCCGCCUGGUGCAGGACUACGGCCUGGAGCAGGAGGUCGCUCAGCACUUGGCCGCCACGUACGGAGGGAAAGCGUUCGACGUGGCCAAGAUGGCUCAGGUCACAGGGCAGCGAUGGCCGAUCGUGGGCAAGCGGCUGGUGUCCGAGUUCCCGUACAUCGAGAGCGAGGUGCUGUACGCCAUCAAGGAGUACGCCUGCACCGCCAUCGACGUCAUCGCCCGGCGGACGCGCCUGGGCUUCCUGAACGUGCAGGCGGCCGACGAGGCGCUGCCACGCAUCGUCCAGAUCAUGGCCAAGGAGCUGAGCUGGAGUCAGGAGAGGACCACGGCUGAACUGGAGGCAGCCAAGAAGUUCCUGUACCAGGAGAUGGGCUACAGGUCUCGAUCCGAGCAGCUGACCAGGACGUCCGAGAUCAACCUGGACUACCAGGAAGUCGUCAGAUACAAGAAACGCUUCCACAAGUUUGACAAAGAGAGUCGAGGAUUCAUCACCACGGUCGACGUCCAGCAGGUCUUAGGAAGCAUCAACGUUCACAUCGACGAAAACGCGCUUCAUGAAAUCCUCAACGAGGUCGACGUCAACAAGAACGGACAAAUAGAGAUCGACGAGUUCCUGCAGCUGAUGAGCGCCGUGAAGAAGGGCCAAGUGUCGGACAGCCGGCUCGCCAUCCUGAUGAAGACUGCGGAGGAGACGCUGGAUAAGAGGGGCCCGGUGUCGGUGGACCGCAGCGGGGGCGGAGUCUGAGCACGCCGGAUUCAAGGGACGCAAAGGAGAAGGUGGUAAUGACAACAACAACAACAACAACAACAACAACAGCAACAACAGCAACAUGCUAAUGGUGCUAUUUGAAUGACAAUGCAGCAAUCAAGCACCGGGGCGGUCGGAUUCAGCGACACUCCUGAUUCCUGAGGGGGAAAGAGAAGCUGAUGAUCCAGGGCCGAUUUUCAAGAGUCGAUGCUUUUUGUAUGUUUUUCAACAUCCGGUGCCUCAGAAAUCACACAACCUGUGUUCUACUCUGUCUUUCAAACUGUUUAAAUUGUCCCUGCAGCGCCUCCAGCACUCCUUCUCUGAAACUUUAUUCUUUGUAAACGGCGCCGAGUGAAACCGUCCUCGACGCGACGCAGCGUUCGAGUCUUUGGUCACGUUUGAUUUCACGGGUUCAUUGUUUCCCUCAAAGUUUCCUGGAGAGGAUUCGUGUGAAAGGACAAAAGAGAAAUACACUUGAAACGUGAUUAACACAAAUAUCUGGAUUAUCUGACAGAGACGAAGAAAACACACAACGUCCCUCCAGGGAACUUUAGAGGUCCUGUAAAUCAAAUCCUCACUGACGUGUCAGUGUGUAGUUUCUGAUCUGUGCACUAGUGGUUUAAUAUUUGAUAUUUAAUGGGUUUUUCAAAAGCACUAUGAGACGUUUCUGAACCUUUUCUGUUGCCUGCUCUUUGUCUUUUAGGGUUUUUAAACCACUGAUCAGGGUUAAAUGUAAAAAACAUUUAACAUCUAUUUGUCCGAACUACUGACGUUUACAUGACGAGGUUUCAAGCUUUAGCUUCUCAAUCACUGCUGUUACUGUUCUCUCCAUAUUUGUAUAUUUAUUAUUUUGCUCCUCAUACGCAGAGAUAGUAGAUUUUAACUAUAUUUAAAAGUGCAUCUCUAAAUCAGGAUGUUUCUAUUGCUACACGUAAACUUUAUUCUCUAAAUAAUUCAAAGCUAAAUCUACAUUUUUAAGAAAGAAUUUUAUUUUAUUUAGUGUUUGCUUCUCUUUAGAUUGAGCAGCUGUAUUGACGCACACUCAGUGGGAGGGACGGGUCUAUAACCUGCAUGCUGUCAGCUGAUGGUCAUGAGAACCUUCAAGCAGAUUAAUGUGGUUGCAUGUUUGGUUUUAAAGAGUUUGGUGAUUUUCUUCUUUGAAAGGGUCUGAAUGUAGAGAUUUACCUUCACGUGCCUCAGAUAUGACACUUAACUAUUUUCACCCUGUGUCACAAGCAAGUGCAACAAAUACAGGAAGUAAUGUUGAGAUAUUGAUCAUUCAUAAGAGUUAUUAUAAUAGGAAAUGUGUUGUAUGUUUAUACGUGUGAGAACUGAGGCCUGUUGUAAGGGACGAGUGUUUUAAUAUAAACAGUAGUUUGGUUAAUAGAGACGUGUAACUCCAAAAGGGACUUUUAUUUUGAAGGGCUGGGGUUUCACUGAAAUCUGGAUGAUUAAAAAAAAUAUAUUAUGGGAAUAAAUAUCAAUAUUUGAGUAAAAUUUAUGGAUUGGAAGAAUCUUAUGUUCCCACCUUUAAUUGUGCGCUUAUUUUAUUCUGAAUUUUAAAAAGUGCAUAACUGUGGUGGACGAAAAGCGCUUGAUGAGGAUUGUAGCCGGUAAAUAAAUAAAAUAAAGAUCAAAUUGAUUCCCAGCCCUUUUUAAAUGUGUUUGAUUUAGUAUAUUUAAGUAUAUGUACUCUGCCCCCCUCACCACAGGCCUGUGUUCAGUCUUUUAUUUUGAAAGGCUUGUAUUUGUAUGUGUCUGCACUGUGCUUCCUUAUUGCCUUCACGUUUAUUCUCAAGAGGAAAUGCAGAUCUUCUGUUGGACUCUGAUCAUUUUUAUGCAGUAAACCGAAUCAUUCCAUUCCCUCCACGAACCAAACGCACUGUUACUGAGGUGUGUGUGUGUGUGUGUGUGUCUCUGUGUUUGUUUGUGUGAGAGUGAGACAUCCCUUCAAACUUCCCGAUGUUUGAUUGUCUCCUGCAGGAUGAAAUUUCAGCCUCCUCCCGACUCAAAGAGAAUCAUGUUGCUGGUUCUUCUUGCUCUUCUCCUCCCGUGCAGCGGCCGAGUCGUGAGGUGUGAAACACGAGCGAAGGAAACAAAGUCAUUGUGUCAUUAAAUGUCUCCGGUUGCUUGAACAGC